Molecule: messenger RNA, 1253 nt
Organism: Contarinia nasturtii (swede midge)
Lineage: Eukaryota; Metazoa; Arthropoda; Insecta; Diptera; Cecidomyiidae
Product: aldo-keto reductase family 1 member B1-like
Exons: 5
Coding region: 115-1059 (314 amino acids)
Cellular component (GO): cytosol
Molecular function (GO): aldose reductase (NADPH) activity
Source: RefSeq, a predicted model, not a curated record
AGACGUAAAACGAAUCAAAUUUUCAUUCGAUGCGUCAAAAGUGUCAUAGCCACGUUUCAUCAAACAGCAGUGUUUUAAGUGUUACAUUUAUUUUCAAUUUUUAUUUUUUCAAAAAUGGCUAAAGCACCCAGCAUUUCAUUGAACAAUGGCUUGAAAAUGCCAAGUUUUGGUUUGGGAACUUAUAAGUCUAUUGGUGAGGCUGAUAGUGCUAUAAAACAUGCCAUUGAUGUUGGCUAUCGUCAUUUUGAUACCGCUCGUAUCUACGUUAAUGAAGAAGAAGUUGGAAAGGCCAUUCAAGGGAAAAUUAAAGAGGGUGUUGUGAAACGUGAAGAAAUUUUCAUUGUUACCAAGCUAUGGAAUACCGAUCAUGAGCCGGAAAAGGUUGAAAAAGCAUGUCGACAAAGUUGUGAAAAACUUGGCCUGGGAUAUAUUGAUUUGUAUUUAAUGCAUUGGCCAGUUGCGUUCAAAGAACGAACACCUUUUGAAUAUGGGCCACGGACUCCCGACGGCCAAUACGAUCACGCGGAUGUUGAUUAUCUAGACACAUGGAAGGCAAUGGAGAAACUUGUCGACCUGGGACUCGUUAAAAGUAUUGGAAUAAGUAAUUUUAAUAGCCAACAAAUUGAUCGAUUGUUGGAUAAUUGUCGCAUCAAACCUGUAAACAAUCAGAUUGAAUGCUCACCACAAUUCAACCAAAAAAAAUUGAUAAAGUAUUGUCAAGAUCGUGAUAUCACUGUAACUGCAUUUUGCCCAUUAGGAAAACAAAAUCCAGCUGAAAAUAAGCCCGCUUUUUUGUACGAUGCUAAACUUGGUGACGUUGCCAAAAAAUAUAACAAAACUGUUCCACAAAUCGUUUUUCGUUAUCUGCUUGAAAUUGGAACGGUUCCAAUCCCCAAAUCAGUUACUCCAAGCCGAAUCGAAGAAAAUAUUAGCGUUUUCGAUUUCAAAUUGACCGACGAUGAAAUAAAAUACAUCGAUACAUUGAAUACGUGCGAACGAGUGGUGCCAUUCAUCGAGUCUCGCAAUGACAAACACUUUCCAUUCGGAAUUGAAUUCUAAUGUGUUUUUAUCAGCUUAUUCAUUUUCAAGAACAACACUCUUGUCUAAUUACCGAGUCAAUUACAAUCAUCGCAUUGGCUUCAAAAUGCUAUCAAGAAUUUGCUGAACCGUAAAACACAUAAAAUAUAAUGAAAGUAAAUAAAUAAAAUAAUGAGCAGAAUAAAAAAAAUGCAUAUAAAAAAGAAAUUAAUCGA